ACUUCCGUCACUUUUGUCUGGUUUGUCUGCGGGCUGCAGCUGGACCCUCCUCGUUCUAUUAGUACUCCAGACAGUGAAGCAGUGUUUCUACUAACAACACAGGAUUAUCCGGAGAGUUUAUUGUUACUGCAGAUGGAAAAAUAAGAGCGUGUCCAGACCUGUGUGUUCAUACUCUGAAGAGACUCCGCUACUCACCUGACUCACAUGAGAGAAACCAGGAAAACAGGUUGUUGUUCUGCCUCACUGAGACAAGACACACUGAGAGUCAGACGGUAAGACUCACCUUCAGACCAAAACCAGCACUUCCACUGAGAGAGGACAGCUACAGGAGUGAUACUGGGAAUACUGGGAAUACUGGGAAUAUUGGGAAUACGACCACUUCAACCUGCUGCUGAAUCCACAAACUGAACAAGAGUUUGACGAGAACAAAGACUCAAAGUGAAGGUAACUUUCAGGGCCGUUACUGAAGGAGGGAGUGGCUGACUGUUUCCUGUCUGAGCGUCUGCUGCUGUGACUUCAGCUUCACUCAGAGACUAAAUGGCUUCCAGAUUAGAGGAAGAUCUCUGCUGUCCUGUCUGCCAGGACAUCUUUAAAGAUCCUGUCAUCCUGUCAUGUUGCCACAGCUUCUGUAAAGGCUGUCUGCAGAGCUGGUGGACAGAGAGAGGAAGUCGGGAGUGUCCAGUUUGUAAGAGGAGACAUUCAAAGGACGGACUGCCUCCUAACUUUGCUUUAAAGAGCCUGUGUGAGAGUUUCCUACAGGAGAGAGAUCAGAGAGCUUCAGAGGCUCUCUGCAGUCUGCACUCUGAGAAACUCAAACUCUUCUGUCUGGACCAUCAGCAGCCAGUUUGUGUCGUCUGCAGAGACUCAGAAGAACACAGCAACCACAGAUUCAGACCCAUCGAUGAAGCUGCACGACAACACAAGAAGGAACUUCAGGAAACUCUGAAAUCCUUAAAGGAGAAGUUAAAGGUUUGUGAACGAGUUAAAGUGAAGUUUGAUCAAACAGCAGAACACAUGAAGGUCCAGGCCCGACACACAGAGAGGCAGAUUAAGGAGCAGUUUAAGAAGCUUCAGCAGUUUCUAGAGGAGGAAGAGGAGGCCAGGAUGGCUACACUGAGGGAGGAAGAGGAGCAGAAGAGUCAGAUGAUGAAGGAGAAGAUGGAGGCUCUGAGCAGAGAGAUAGCAGCUCUUUCAGACACAGUCAGAGCCACAGAGGAGGAGCUGAGAGCUGAAGACGUCUCAUUCCUGCUCAACUACAAGGCUGCAGUGGAAAGAGUCCAGCAGCGCCCCCUGCUGGAUGAUCCACAGCUGCCCUCAGGAGCUCUGAUAGACCAGGCCAAACACCUGGGCAACCUGACCUUCAACAUCUGGAACAAGAUGAAGGACACGGUCUCCUACACUCCUCUCAUUCUGGACCCAAACACUACUGGUCAAGAACUCACCCUGUCUGAAGAUCUGACCAGUGUGAGACGAGGAGAGAGACAGCAGCUUCCUGACAAUCCAGAGAGGUUUGACUUGUGCAGCUGUGUCCUGGGCUCUGAGGGCUUUAACUCAGGGACUCACAGCUGGGAUGUCGAGGUUAAAGACAGUACAGGCUGGAGACUGGGAGUGUUAUCAGAGUCUGUCCAGAGGAAGGGAGUCAUACGGUCUGGAUUAUGGAGAAUAGGGUUCAUUGGAGGUAACUACUUAGCACUGUCACCACCAGCUCCAUCUGUUCUCAGUGUGCAGAAGAAGCUCCAGAGGAUCAGAGUGAAGCUGGACUGGAACAGAGGAAAGCUGUCGUUCUCUGAUCCUGAUACUAACACACACAUACACACCUUCACACACACUUUCACUGACAGGAUGUUUCCAUAUCUCAGCACUUUUGAUAACAACCCACUGAAGAUUUUACCAGCAAAGGUCUGUGUGACUGUAGAACAAUAUAAUGAGGAUGAGGAUGAGAGCAUGUGACUGUGUCCUGGUGAUUUGUUGGCAUAGCCCCCAGGGUAUGUGUAACUUCCACCUUCAAAAUAUUUGCACUCUCACCAUUUGUUACUGUUCUAGAACCACACUUGUCAACAACCAGUCAAGAAGCAAAUAUUUUAACAGAUAAAAAGCGAUCAACAUAUUCUCUUCUUCCAUAUGUUCUUUGUUGAACAAAAGUUACUGUAAUGUUAGUUUUUAGAUCAACGCUGGAUGGGGGAAUUCACUUAAGCCAGACUGACUUCUUCCGUAGGCUCUGACUUACAUACUAUCUGUCUGCUUAUGAAAAUGUAAUACCAUAUCUAAUUCCUCCCUGUCUUAGAUAAGUUGCAGGUCCAAAGAAUGCUAUUUAAUUACACUAAUUAUUGUUACUGCACUGUAGAUUGGUUCAAUCAGUGUGUGAUUUUGCCCUGUAGUUUGGCUUGAAGGAAUGGUGGAAGGAAUAAAAGAUUUGGAGUAAUUAUUACUAUUUAUAUGGAUGCAUGAAUGUAUGAUUGCUUUUUUUUAAUCAUAUUUCCCUGUGUGGAUAUCUGUGGGUAUGUAAAGCCUACAUUUAUGCAACAUGUACAUUUUUAUUUCAUUUAUUAAAUGCAGAAAUUUAAGUUACCGAC
This is a messenger RNA of Micropterus salmoides (largemouth bass), 2573 nucleotides long. Its product is annotated as nuclear factor 7, brain-like. Gene Ontology annotation, biological process: protein ubiquitination. The transcript has a single exon. Gene Ontology annotation, molecular function: zinc ion binding; ubiquitin-protein transferase activity; protein binding. Bases 538 to 1950 code for a protein of 470 amino acids. Lineage: Eukaryota; Metazoa; Chordata; Actinopteri; Centrarchiformes; Centrarchidae. The record is from RefSeq and is a predicted model, not a curated record.